This is a messenger RNA of Ctenocephalides felis (cat flea), 1942 nucleotides long. Its product is annotated as proton-associated sugar transporter A-like. Bases 82 to 1779 code for a protein of 565 amino acids. Gene Ontology annotation, molecular function: sucrose:proton symporter activity. The transcript is spliced from 9 exons. The record is from RefSeq and is a predicted model, not a curated record. Lineage: Eukaryota; Metazoa; Arthropoda; Insecta; Siphonaptera; Pulicidae. Gene Ontology annotation, cellular component: membrane.
UCCUUUCUAGAGAACAUAUAUAAGUGUUCAUCAAAAGAACUGAACACUAAAAUUGCUGAAAAUAUUAAUCCACAUAAGAGGAUGCGAGAGCCUGAAGAUUAUACGCACGUAUUCAGGCGCAAAACAACCAGAGAACUCCUAAGCUUAAGUUGCUCGGUAAUGGGCAUAGAAUUUGCUUAUGCGGCCGAGACAGCGUUUGUAACUCCGGCUCUACUUCAGAUUGGAAUUCCGCACAAAUGCUUGUCUUUUGUCUGGGCACUAUCACCAUUUAUCGGGUUCUUCGCAGGGCCACUACUUGGUUCCAUGAGUGAUCGAUGCACAUCAUCUUAUGGACGACGCAGACCAUUCAUUUUUGUGCUAGCGAUUCUAAUUGUUAUAGGAUUGUUGCUGCUACCGAAUGGAGAAGUUUUGGGACACUUUUUAGGUGAUGAUUUUGAAUAUUUUAAUCAUACCAAUUUUAAAGAUAUACAUCCUCAUCGAAUAAGUGCAUCUACAGCAGAUGUAGAAGAUCAUUCGAAUAAGAUGGAGUCACAUAAAUGGGGAGUUAUUUUGACGAUACUAGGUACUGUUUUGUUAGAUUUUGCAUCGGAUGCUUCACAAAGCCCGGCGAGGGCUUAUCUGGUCGACAUGUGUAUUCCAGAAGAUCACGCUAGAGGAUUAAGCAGUUUUACCAUACUCGCCGGUCUUGGAGGAACGUUUGGCUAUUCAUUGGGAGCAAUAGAUUGGGAUUAUACUUUUAUCGGUGAAAUGCUAGGUGGACACAUGAACGCGGUUUUCACACUAGUUGCAAUCAUAUUUAUUCUCUGUGUUUUCACUACAUUAACCAGUUUCAAAGAAAUUCCACUUGACGAAUUACAGAGUGUUAUAGAAAUGAACAAGAAGAGUCAAAUAGCAACUGGGCCUUUUGACAACAUUGAAAAUCAAUUUAGUAUUUCUGAAAAACCAAUAAACCUGGAAAAUAUAUCAGUUUAUGGAACGCUAAAUGAAAAAGUAACUGAGGAAACCGUGGUACAUCAAAGGACAUCAGCUAAUUCGACCUUAAGUAAAAGUCCAUCAACGUGCGAUUCGCAUGUUGCUCUUGAAGAACACAUGCCCUUAUCGCAUUACUUAAAAACAAUAUUCAAGUUGCCAAAAUCUAUACGAAUGAUCUGCGUAACGAAUUUAUUCUGCUGGAUGGCUCACGUCUGUUACUCGCUCUAUUUCACUGAUUUUGUUGGAGAAGCUGUUUUUCAUGGAGAUCCAAAGGCGCCUCCAGGUUCCGAGAGCAGAGCACGAUUUGAACAAGGUGUCAGGUUUGGAUGUUGGGGAAUGGCUGCUUAUUCAUUGAGUUGUUCUUUCUACUCAAUAAUUAUUUCAAAACUCAUAAAAAGAUACAGAUCUAAGAAAGUAUAUGUUGGUGGAGUAUUAGUUUACAGUGCAGGAAUGCUGAUGAUGGCUAUUUUUAAAAACCGUUUCGUUGUGAUUGUUCUAAGUGGCGCAGCAGGAAUUAUGUAUUCAACUUUGUUCACAAUGCCAUAUUUGCUAAUUGCAAAAUAUCAUGACAAAAACGCCUUUGAAACAAAUGAACAAGGUGAGCCAAUUGAAACGGGUCAAAAACGAGGACUAGGAACCGACAUUGCAUUAGCAGGAAGCAUGGUUUUCAUAGCCCAAUUAGUUCUUUCUCUGUGUGUUGGUUUUCUGGUAAAUUUAGCUGGCACUACAACUAUUGUUAUAGCUGCAGCUAGCGUAUUAGCUUCUUGUGGAGCAAUAUUUGCAGCAAAUAUAAUGUUUCUUGAUUAAUUUCUUUGAAACCCUAAAUGCAACAGAUAUUUAUGAAACAAAUUGAUGCAUCAAUUAUAUUGGUGGGGUAGAGCGGGGCACAAAGGUCCAAUUUGACUUUGAGCACUUAUAUUGUAAAAACCAAACCAAUUAUAUCUCAAAAUAACAUAUCAAACAAACGAUU